CAAUUCACUAUCCUAGCGUUUAGCAACCCUGUUUUCAUAAAUUGAAUUAAAUUCGUCGAUUAAAUUAAAUUUUUUUUAUUUCUGAAACGCGAAUCGAAUUUUUUAUCAUUUUAAUUGUUUCAAUGCGACUCUUUCGUUGGAAUAUCUCCGCUUGCCAUGUUGUACAAAUCAAAAUCGAAUCAAGAAACUCAGAUGCUGAUCGAUUUGAAACUACAAGUAAAGGUUAUUAAUUAGAUGAGUUUUAUUUAAAUUCAUAAAGUAUUGAAGUAACGACCUAAGUUUACAGCAAAACCAUGUAUUCGAACAAUCAGUGGUCUUUUAACCCAGCAGUCUAUCAAAAUAUACCUUACGAACAAGUUGAUUGGGCUUCGUUGGCUCAACAAUGGAUCAAAAUGAAGGAAACACCGUCGACGACCCAAGGAUCAGCUCCACCUCCUGCAGCGUCUAUUUCGAAGGAUUUCCCAGCUCCAGCAUCAACUCGGCUAUCAUCUCAAUCCAGCAAUGAUAUCGAAGGAGGUGAAGCACCUAUGGAUAUGGAUACCAAAGACGAUGAAGCUACGUCACCUACCGUCGGUGCAACAGGAACGAGUGGUAAUUGGAAUCAGUGGAGUAAUUGGCAGACUCCGUGGGGGUGGGGUUGGUCUGGAAAUUCAGGUAGUGUACCAUCGAGCGAAAAUACUCCAUCGGCUACGAGCAACGUCGAUAGUAAGGUAAAGUCAACCAAUAACGAUUCUAUCGCCGCCCUUAACGAUGUUAGAAAUUUCAAUUCUGCAUCUACAACGCAAGUAUCAAGUACCUUCAAUUACAAUAACACCGGUGGUACUGUAAUUCCACCGAUAAUUCCGAAAUCGAAUUACUCGUUCAACAACACUUUUCCACCGGCUGGAAAGAGUUCUUCGGAUAAUUGGCAUCGAUCUGGUAAAUCUUCCAAUCGUCAAAUGCCACCGAAAUCAACGCCACCUGAACAGUUUCCAGUGCUUGAUGCAGCCAAAAAGAAACAAUUACCUGCUUGGAUUCGAGAAGGAUUGAACAAAAUGGAACGAGAAAAACAAAAGAAAAUGGAAAGAGAACGAAUGGUUCAUGAGAAACCCAUCGUAGAUUACAUGAAUCCCGAAUAUAUCGAACCUGAACCAGCUUCUAUGCCUAUUUACGUUGAAGAACCUCCACCCAGAGAUCCUCCUCCAUCGAUGUCGGACUACGGACUUAGAUAUUCACCAGAACCGCCUCCAUUGGCGUUCAAAUACCAAAAACGUCGUUCGCCUUCGAUACCUCGACAACGUUCGAGGGAACCUCAGGCAUUACGUAAGACUAAGGAUCAGAUAAUGGAAGAAUCGAUGUUGAAAGUUAGAAGAAUUUUAACUGAGAUAUUAUUGGAGGCGACCGAAAAGCAGGUACAAUUAAUUGCUAAAGAGGAACACAGAAGAUAUAGAGCAUCAGCUUCAGCUCCGCAGAUACGAAAGAGUAAUGCCUUAACUUCCUUAACUGGAAAUUUGGGAUUAGACGUAUACGAUAGCGAUGAUAAUAGCUCGGAUGGCGAACGUGACAGAGAUGACGAUAUCGACUCCGACGAAGAGCUCAAGAUGGUUAUUGAGAAAAAGAAGCGAGAUUUUACUCUUGUCGAAGACGAAAUUGAUCGCUUGGUCGAAGAUCAAGAAACCAGGGAAAGAUUAAUUGCUCAACGUGACUCGAGAGACGAAGAUGAUAUCGACGAUGAUGCCAAUGAAGACGAUGAAGAAGAUGAACCGAGAGCUCGAAACAGUCGAGAUAAAGAUAUCGGCGGGCCCGUAUCACAUCAAAGAUACCCAGAUCACGACCGCGAAAGACAAUUCGAUCGCGUCGUCGAGUCGAGAUCCAUCGACGAAGACCGAAACGAUUUUCGCAGCGUCAAUCGCCGUAACCCAUCCGCCAGCAGCAUCUCGAGCGAACCCAGACAACUGAACGGUGACACGAGACCCGUUCCUACAUUAGACGCUGCCCCCGACCUCGUUUCCACAUCGACCGAAGCACCCGUCGAAAAUGCGACGGCUCGCGUCAGUAAAAAAGACAAUAGCAGCAGCAGCAGUAGUAGUAGCAGCAGUAGUAGCAGUAGCCAAUCCGCUCGAGCCGAUCACAAAACCAGCAAAUCGAAACGUUCUUCUACUAAACGCUCGUCGUCGCGCAGAUCCAGGUCAUCUUCUUCAUCGUCGUCGUCGUCAUCGUCGUCUUCGUCGUCGUCGUCGUCGAGCUCGUCUUCGGGACACGGCGCCGACUCGAAGAGUUCUAGCGACGAUGACGAUAGCCCCACCACAACCGAUGAUAGUAAAUCGAAACGCGAUAAACGUAAGAAAAGCCGAAAGUCGCGUAAAAAACCCGAUACAACGGUUAAAUCGUCCUCUAGCUCUGGCAAAAAAUCUAAACGUCGCAGUUCCGACGAUAGCGAUUCCGAUAGCAGGAAGUCGCGUUAUAAGGACGCCAAAGACGGUAAAGCCUCGUCGUCGUCGUCGUCCUAUAAACGUACCAACUCUAGGAAUACCGAUUCGGUCGAAAGGUCGAGACGUCGAAGAUCGCCUAGUUACCGCAGACGGUCUCCUAGUUACCAUAGGUCCAGUAGUAGGCGAGAUUAUUCGAGUAAGUACAAAGAUUCUCCGUCGUCGUCGUCACGAUCUCGAAGACGUGGCGCCGAUGACUAUUCCCCCGAAUCGAAACGAUCUCGGUAUCGGAGCAGUUCCAGGGAGUCGUCUAGGUAUAAACGUCGUUAAUUUGCACUUUCGGCGUCUCGAUUCCGCGAUCAUUAUCGCCUGCUAAAAUGAUCGAAAGAUCUUCUGGGAGUUCUGGGUGAAGCUCAUAACGUCAGAUAGGUAUUUCCAUAUGGGUUGUGGCUCUUUAGAGAUACGUAUGACGAUAACUCGUAUCUGUUUCGCUCAUCCUAAGGUGUAAUUUAGGUUUUCGAAUAAGAAAAAAAGGGGUUUCUUUAUCACAUGUUCGGAACGAGUCAUUUGGGUAACUUUCGUCCGGCUAUUUCUUUUUUUUCUUUUCUUUUUCAUUCUUCAAAUGGAAUUCUGACCUAUAUUUAUAUUUUUCGCUUCAUUCAGUAUGUAGCUUUAAAAGGUGAACUUUUCCAACACCUUGGUUUUCGUUUAGAUUUUAUUCAUCUCUUUGUCUCUUUAUGCAGUUUCUUCAAGGCUGAUGAACCGAGUUUUAAUUUUUUUUUUACUGCCUUUGAUUAUUUUUUUCUUUCUUCUGGUUUCACCGAGUUUUAUGUACCUAAGCUGUACAUUUGUUUCUCCUCUCUCUCCCCCUUUCUCAGAUCUCGCAUCAAUUCCCUCCCACACUCCAUCCCUUAUUGUUGACAAAGUGAUGUUUACAACGAUUGCGGGUUCAUUUAUUCAAUUUUUUAAAUUUUAAUAGCAAUUUUUCUCUCUUUCUUAUAUAUUCAAGUUCAAGUACUGUAUAAUUUGUCGCUGGUAUGAUUUGCCGAUUGCUGGUAACAAUCUGUCUUUGCCCUCCACCCCUUUUGCCUUCCUCAUCGUACCUCGAGUUGUUGGUAUUAUCGAAAGCAAAGUUUAAAAAAAUGUAAUUUUGUAGGUGGUAAAGUUUAAAAUUUUUAUCGUUUACGGCUUAUUUGAAAAAAUUAUUUUGUGAUACUAUUUUAAGCGCUUGUAUUUUUUUUUCUCGUGUAUUAUUUUAAAGUAAUUAAAACGUACGAACUGGUGUCUUAUCUGAA
Molecule: messenger RNA, 3703 nt
Organism: Planococcus citri (citrus mealybug)
Lineage: Eukaryota; Metazoa; Arthropoda; Insecta; Hemiptera; Pseudococcidae
Product: arginine/serine-rich protein PNISR
Exons: 13
Coding region: 294-2738 (814 amino acids)
Cellular component (GO): nuclear speck; presynaptic active zone
Molecular function (GO): RNA binding
Source: RefSeq, a predicted model, not a curated record